AUGUGGGGAAUCCAUCUUCUGGGGGCCGUGACGCUGGCGCUGUCGCUGCACCUCCUAGCGGCCGCGACAGUCGAGGACAUCCUAUUUGCGGUGCUUUUAGUCCUUUUUGCCAUAUUUGUGGCUGACGAAUGCCUACUUCGCUACCACAGUCGACAACUCGAAGCGAUUGCGCCUCGUGUGGAUGGCGUCGCAGUUGUCACGGGUGCAUCGUCUGGACUGGGUCGGGAAAUCGCGUACCUCCUCGGGGAGAAGGGAUUUCACCUUGUUCUAGUUGGUCGGUCGAAGGAAAGAUUGGAGCGUAUUGCCGUCGAGAUUCACGACGUGUGGGAUGUCCACGUGCACGUGUGUGUGACUGACCUGGGUACCCCAGCAGGACCGCCCACUAUCGUCGAUUUUGUCGCGUCCUUGAAGCUCGAGAUCGAUAUCCUCGUCAACUGCGCAGGCGGCACCCAACGUGGCGUCUUUUCCACGUUGUCUUCGACCACGAUCACGGACAUGAUGCAGUUGAACGUUCUCUCUGUUACAUCGUUGUGCCACCUCGUGCUUCCCUCCAUGCUCGCGCGCAAAUCGGGUCGUAUAUUAAACAUCUCUUCAAUCUCUGGCGCAAAUGCCAUGCCGUUGGCGGCAAUGUACGCCGCGUCCAAGGCAUUUAUGCUGCGUUUGAGUCAAGGGUUGGCCUUUGAAUGUCGAGGCCAAGUGGGGGUCACGGCUUUCUGUCCAGGCCCGCUUCGUACCCAGUUUGCAACGACGACCGGGUCGGCCAAUUCCAUCAUGUUCAAGUUGCCCUUUUUCGUGCACGACGUCAACGUCGCAGCCAAAUGCGCCGUGGCAUCUAUGUUGGACGGCGACGUCAUUGCGUUCGACUCGUGGAUGAGUAAAUUGCUCUACUUUGCAGGCUCCACUUUUGCUGAAAAGCGAUUGACGUUGACUCUCUCCGCGUGCUGCUGGAGUGACAUGGACGCAAUUCGAGAUGCUAUAUGGAGCUAACGCGCAAAUCAUUCCUUUGUCGCGCGAACGGCGAUAACGAUCGUCCACUUCGCCACCGUAACACUUCAAUUCCAAGAAAUCCAACAGCGUUCCCUGGUCAACCGAGAAUUGGUGCUCGCAGCAGUCGUGCAACAGUACUUUGUGCGCCGCCCGGC
Messenger RNA from Aphanomyces invadans, 1142 nucleotides. RefSeq lists its product as hypothetical. The transcript is spliced from 2 exons. Lineage: Eukaryota; Oomycota; Saprolegniomycetes; Saprolegniales; Verrucalvaceae. The record is from RefSeq and is a predicted model, not a curated record. Gene Ontology annotation, molecular function: oxidoreductase activity. The coding region runs from base 1 to 987 and encodes 328 amino acids.